GCACGGCAAGGUCGAAUUUACUUUUUUAUUUGAGAUACUUAUACGUGGACGGUGGGCUGAAUAAUAGGAGCUUUGUGAACUUAUGGUAUCAAUAACACAAAUUAUUGAUCUGUUGCAAUUUUUUGGUUUUUAAAAAUUAAUUAAAAUAUUUAUUAGGUUAUCUAUCGAGUUGAUUGUUUACGUAUUUCGUGUGCGGAUGAUAAAAUAUUGGAAAUAUAAUAUAGGUCUGUAUGCGUACGAAAGUAGGCAGGUCAGGUACAUACUUGAUUUUUGAUUAAUUUAUUAGAUAACUGUUGGAGAAUACCUAGAUCAAGAUGCUCAAACGCAAUGUGCUUUGGUGGAUGCUUGUGUUCUUUUUUAUUAACCACACAUUUGUCGGAAUGAGUACGAGUAUUGCUAUCAUAUCCAUGGUGAGAAAACAUAACAUGACCAGCAUUGCAGCUGCAGCUGAUAUCGUUUGCCCUAACACGACUUUUAUUUUGAGAGAUUUAUUUGAGAAUAAACAUUCAUCCUCAUCAAGUUCAAAUUUAUCUCAAAUAAAUAAAGAAAAGGAGACAUUUGACUGGUCAGAAGCAGAGCAAAAUAUGGUCCUGGCAGGAUUCUUUCGGUUAAAUUAUUUGUCAAUUUUUCUCGGUGGAGUUCUGGCUCAAAAAUAUGGACCGAAGUUGGUCAUAGGGUACGCCCAGUUCAUUAUUUCGAUGAUGUGUUCUUUGAUUCCUAUUGUUGCUGGGUACGGAGCGGUUUGGGUGUCUUGGAUUGGAUCUGUGCAAGGAUUGUUAGCAGCCAUGAUUUGCCCAACUGCCAUAUUCACAAUAAUUGGGAAUUGGAGCCCACCUGAAGAACGUAGUAAAUUCGGAUCUACUUUCAUGGUCGGAAUGUCAUUCGGUGAGGCUAUUGGUGGUUUUCUAUUCGGAUACAUAGGGGAAUAUGUGCACUGGAAGUACAUUUAUUAUCUGACCUCUGUUUGUGGAAUCAUUUGGAGCGUACUUUGGUACUUGUUGAUUUUCGAUUCACCUUCAAAACACCCUACCAUCUCGACCGUCGAAAAGCAAUGCAUUGAAAGCAGCUUAAAAACAACUUCGCAUGAGAUUAAGGCUUCUAUUCCUUGGAAAAAUAUUUUCACCAGUGUACCGUUUAUGAUUUGUAUUUUAUCUGUGAAUUCUGGCAUGUGGGCAUUUGUCAUGUUGAAUGCAUAUUCACCUCUGUACCUGAAAACCAUGUAUGGAAUGAAUUCAAACGAAAUUGGAAUACUCUCAAGUGUGCCUUCCAUUUCAAUGAUCGUGGUUGCCCUGGGAGUCGCUUAUUUCAGCGAGUUAUUCAUGAGAAAAGGCUGGUUGGGUAUAACAAGUAUUAGAAAAAUAUGCACAUUCAUAGGGAAUGUACUGGCUUCAAUUCCAUUGGUAAUUAUCGCUUUCACCAAAUGUAACUUGAAUGUAGUUAUUUUUUCUAUGCUAUUGGUCAGCGUUAUGGGGGUAUUCGGUAAUUCCGGAUCUCCAUUGAGUGCUUUGGAUUUAAGCCCCAAGUUCAGUGGAAUUCUGGAAGGAAUAAUAGGAACUUUAUCAGCUGCACAAAUGUUUAUAUUUUCAACAGCUGUAGUCUAUUUCAAUAAGAUUUGGUCAAUUGAAGAAGUAUGGAAAGUGUUAUUUUUGUUCACUGGAUUGUAUUGCAUCUUGGCAAAUUUGGUGUUCAUAAUAUUUGGCACAUCUGAAGUGCAACCCUGGAAUUUUCAGGAUAAUCUCCAUGAAAAGCCUGAUUCGAACAAGAGAUUGUUGAAAACAUAAAAACACUUUCCCAGAAAUGAUACUGCGGCGUUGGAAUUAUGAAAAUGAUACAAAAAAGAAUCAGUGACGAACCACCGAUGAAAAUAUCGCCAUCGCUCCUAACUAAAUUGAAAUUUUGUCAUUCAAAAAGUAGAUAUCUUCGAGUUUAAGUAGGUACCUAGUUAGGUAAAUUUUUAUUGAUAAGUAUCUAGCUGAUGUAAUUUAAUAUAGAUGUGCGGAUUAGCCAUGAGAUAUAAAGAAAUUUAAUCCAUGUUAAAUACUUUUAUCUAAAGUUCUUCGUGCAUUUAAACAGUUUAUAAUUUGUAAAGAUAGAGGUAGGCAGUGUCGCAUAGGUACUUGUGAAUGACGCUUAUGCCUGUAGAUUGAUAUAGACACUUGAUUCUUCAUAUUUCAAUUGUUUUUAUUGGUAUUUAUUUGUAAUUAUAUGUCAAGGUUGAA
Molecule: messenger RNA, 2219 nt
Organism: Planococcus citri (citrus mealybug)
Lineage: Eukaryota; Metazoa; Arthropoda; Insecta; Hemiptera; Pseudococcidae
Product: sodium-dependent phosphate transport protein 3-like
Exons: 11
Coding region: 315-1781 (488 amino acids)
Biological process (GO): transmembrane transport; monoatomic anion transport
Cellular component (GO): membrane
Molecular function (GO): transmembrane transporter activity
Source: RefSeq, a predicted model, not a curated record